ACAAGCCGGUUCUUUGACGUAUCUUGUAUUUCUACAGCGAGACUGUCGUUGGGGUUAUCUCAGCCAUGGUUGAGAAGGAAUUGGGGGAAAGGAACUUUGGCUUUGACUCCCUAAAGUACAUGAACCACGACAUGGAGGAGAAAGGGAUUGUUGGCCGCAAAUGACUCCCGCUUGAGCCCCGCUUCCCGCUUCCCGCUGAGGGACCGCGGUGGUGCUCGGCGGGAGACAACCGCUGUCAAUAAUCGCGGGCAAAAAUCCCUUUGUUCUCCAUGUCGUGGUUCAGUCUACUUCAGAUUGAUGUGGACGUGGAAGAACCAGAGAUGUCGGAGAACCCGACGCGGCCGUUUGAGAUUCAUAAUAACGUGCUUACGUCUCUGCGUCUAAAACGACCCUAAAUCGGCCUUUAGGGGCAAGAGAGUUGGGUGUAAGGUUUGAAAGUUCAUGCCUGCAUGAGCAAACUACUAGUGAUCAAUCACUUUGGUUCUGUUUAAAAUAUCUAAAUUCUACAACCGUGUUUGAAUCUAGAUUUAAUAACUUAUCUGUUAACACAAAAGGCUAAACACACCCACAAUCAGCCCAGCCUGGUAAGACAUAGGGGAGUUUAUAUCCUAAUAUGAGGAACCUUUUUCCAGUAGCUUAAUGUGUGUGUGUGUGUGUGUGUGUGUGUGUGUGUGUGUGUGUGUGUGUGUGUGUGUGUGUGUGUGUGUGUGUGUGUGUGUGUGUGUGUGUUGUGCAACCCCGUUGCAGGACGGACACCUGACAUGCCCGGGAUAUAAUAAGUGCAAGGCUAAGAAAUCAACGCUCCCCUGCAGCUCAAACACCGUUUCAGCUAUCCCUGAAAACCGAGAAGAAAUUGAGGAAGAGGAGGGGGAGCUGCAGGCCAACCCGGGUGAGGUCAGCGUGCAGGAUGAAGUGGAACUGCAGGGGAAUGAUUGCUCUACGCAGCGCUCCGAUACAGACCAAGGAGAUGAUCUGGAGGAAGUGACAGACGAGAGGCCCAUGGUCGGCCAGAAUGAGUUCAGAGUGAUAUGUGAAGCUAUGAGUGGGAUGCUGCACGAGAGCCACUUUGCCUCAGGGAGGUGUGGGGACAGUAUUCGGACGGAAGACCGUUUGAUGAGUCCAGUGGAGUUCGUGGAGCAGGGUUCAGCAAUGCCUAACGCCCUCUGGAGGAGGGACAUCCAAUGGGAAGGACAGCCGCUGAGCAGCAGUCUCAUUGAGAGGAAGAUGUUGCACUUACACUCUGAGCAGUUUUACUGUGCACAGUGCCAUCCAGACCCUCAAGCCCUGGCAGGUGAGGAAGACGAUGAGGAGGAGGAGGAAAGGCCUAAUUUGGAGGCAGAUCAAGCACCUCCAUCAACCCCCAACCCCGCCUCAUCCCUAUCCCAAUUUCCACUUCUAUCUGACCCUCUAACCACUACCUCUUCCACAUCUCACCCUCCCACCACUCUGAUGGCUUCUACCCCUACCUCUAUCUUCUUCCCUUCUUCCACCCCAUCCUCCCACGCGACACGAGUGGCUUCUGCCACCUCUUCCUCACUAUCUGAUCCUACCACCACUAAAGACUUCUGCCUCUACCUCUUCUCUUCUUCCACCCCACCCUGCCACCACCCUGAAUGCAGUGUCUUCGACCGUUCCUCAGUCAGUUACCCCAUCAUCUCAUCCCCCUACCCCGAGUUCAUCAGCCUCCCGUGGGGGUAAAAGAAAGAGGAAAAGCGUCAGGCUGAAUACUGAUCCAUGCGAGACUGCCCGCCUCGAUAGGCUGCAGGAAAUUCGGCAGGAGAUGGAGAAGGCGAUAGAAAGGGUGGAAGAGAGGAAGAGAGAGAAUGAGAGAGACAGGAUGAGGGAACGAGAUAUGAAUGACAUUCACUUCUCCUUUACCAAUUACCUGUGGCAAUUCAUGCAAACCCUUCCACAGGGGAAAAGUGCUUUUGCGAUGCGCGACAUCAGACAGCUGAUGCGGGAUUAUGAGCCAAUUUAAUGAUUUUCUUGUCACCCGAUUUUCUUUCUAUUGCUGGCCUUAUUUGUUUUAGCCUAUUUUAAUUAAUUACGUAAUGUUUUGUGUUCACGUUCUGUGUGUUCAUGUUCUGUGUGUUCAUGUUCUGUUUGAAACAUAAGUUCAGUUUAUAGCCUCUUUGAGUGAAUGAAAAAUAUGUGCAUGUAUGGUGGGUCAAGUUUCUGUAUUUGAUAAAUAAACCCCUUUUCUCUGAUAAUGUUUCCUACCAUAUAAUUUCUGUGGACAUUAUGCGUUAUAGCUUUGGCUAUAGGCGUACACGUAAAUAAUUCAUUCAUCUGUCAAGGCAGUAGCUCGUUGUAUAAACAUU
Molecule: messenger RNA, 2321 nt
Organism: Gadus macrocephalus (Pacific cod)
Lineage: Eukaryota; Metazoa; Chordata; Actinopteri; Gadiformes; Gadidae
Exons: 7
Coding region: 640-1698 (352 amino acids)
Biological process (GO): regulation of transcription by RNA polymerase II
Cellular component (GO): nucleus
Molecular function (GO): DNA binding; DNA-binding transcription factor activity, RNA polymerase II-specific
Source: RefSeq, a predicted model, not a curated record